Messenger RNA from Bacillus rossius redtenbacheri, 1671 nucleotides. It is a transcript of the gene NC2beta, whose product is annotated as protein Dr1. The record is from RefSeq and is a predicted model, not a curated record. Gene Ontology annotation, molecular function: TBP-class protein binding; protein heterodimerization activity; RNA polymerase II general transcription initiation factor activity. Gene Ontology annotation, biological process: negative regulation of transcription by RNA polymerase II; RNA polymerase II preinitiation complex assembly. Gene Ontology annotation, cellular component: negative cofactor 2 complex. The transcript has 4 exons. Bases 523 to 1062 code for a protein of 179 amino acids. Lineage: Eukaryota; Metazoa; Arthropoda; Insecta; Phasmatodea; Bacillidae.
UACCUUUAUUCUGUGCUCUUAAACUUCCUCUUUUCAUUAAACCCGGCUGAGAUAAGAAAUUCCAAAUACUUUUGGAGAUAUCGAAUUUUUUAAUUUUCAUCCUGUGCACUCGUGCGGCGAUAACGGUUGCUUGUUUACAAGUAUCUUUUUUUUUUUUGCGAUGUUCCCGAACGGAGAUACCUAAGAUGCACAUAGAGUUCUGCCAUUCCCGAUUACACCCGAACAAUUCACCUUCGGCCAACCUCGGGUUUAUUUAUUAAUAUUUCUCUGUUUAUUUUAAUGUAGCUAUACUAACCUAACUAACCAUCCAAAUGGUUUUAAAGUGUUUUAAUGUAGCUAACCUAUCCGACCACUUUUAAUAUUUCAAUUCAUUUUUCCUGCGCAAAAAUAAAUAAAUCCCGAGGUUGGCCGAAGGUGAAUAUUCGGGUGUAAUCGGGAAUGGCAGAACUUUAUGUGGAUCUUAGGACUCUCACGUAAACGAAUACAUCAUGUAAAAAGAAACUUACCAGAAAAAGAAUAAGAAUGGCUGCUGCUGCUGCUGCUGCUGCUGCUGCUGCUGGAGGAGGAACAGUCACUGAUGAUGACGAACUCACAUUGCCUCGUGCGUCAGUUAACAAGAUGAUCAAAGAGAUCCUCCCCAACAUCAGAGUGGCAAACGAGUCUCGCGAGCUCAUCCUGAACUGCUGCACAGAGUUCAUACACCUCAUGUCGUCGGAAGCUAAUGACAUAUGCAACCAACAGCAGAAGAAGACCAUCAAUGCCGAGCACAUCCUGUUAGCGCUGGACCGGCUGGGGUUCGGGGACUACCGGGCGGACGCGGAGGCCGUGCUGCGCGACUGCAAGGCCGUGGCGGCCAAGCGCAGGCGGCAGAGCACCCGGCUCGAGAACCUGGGCAUCCCUGAGGAGGAGCUGCUGAGGCAGCAGCAGGAGCUGUUUGCCAAGGCGAGGGAGGAGCAGGCGAUGGCAGAGCAGCAGCAGUGGCAGCACAUGCAGGCGGCCGCACAGCUCGUCACCUUGCACCAGGCCGGCCACGACUCCGACCAGGACGACGACUACUCGUAGGCCCGCUCGUGACUUCACCGUAGGAGUUGCCUACUGCUUUCCAUAAUGCCGAGAUCCUCAUUCAUCUCUGCUUUAAAAGAAAUUAACUCUAAAGUUGUAUUUUCGAUGCAGUACAUUACUAAUGUACUAGCCAUGAAACAAAAAAAAUUUGAACCUAAUACAUCCAAAGUGAUACCUCAACAACGUGCCAGAAGCAUCCGCCAUGACGGCUGUUUUACGACAGUUAACGGCAAACCAGCGGUUCGGUGUCGGGGCCACGUAUUGUUCUUGCGUGUUCUGUACACGUACAUCUCUUCUUCGGGUUCUGUGUGCUGCGCAGUCUUCCGACAUCGUGCUCCCGUGCCUCUUGACGAUGCUGUGUUUUGAGAUGCUGUUCCUGCGUUCAUCGCUACGAUCCACCAUCCCGAGAACUGUGUAUUCCUGAUCUUGUAUCAUGACAGUGUGUGGAAAUUAUUUUUUACUGUUUGAAAUGUGAUUAGAAGAAAGCAGUUUUACAAUGUUCUCUAGCUAUUGCUAAAGUGAAAUCAGAUUUGUUUUAUACACAGUGAUAUUGAAUCUAUUGGCAACAUAAAGUGUAAUCUAUGCAAAUAAAAUUAAUAAAAAAUUAAA